AUGGCUUCAAACGAUUAUCACGGUGGAAAAGCGAACAUUUUAUAUUCCUUUAAGGAUUCUGAGCGUUUGGAUAAUCUAUUUGUCUUAAUGAUUAAAUAUUUGCAAUUAAUGGGUCAAAUAUCUCCCGAUUUAAGCUCUUAUGUACCUACGUUUCUAAGCCCGAUAGAGCGUUGGUUUUCUCGUCUUUACGGUUUUUUGAUACUUUUCUCAGUGCUGCAUGUGGCAUUGUUUCUUGCCAAGAAUACAUUCGAUGUCUUAGAAACAGGCGAAUUGGAACAAAUUACAGAUUCAUUGAUGUUAACCAUUAUCUACUCUUUCGCUUCGUUCUCCUCGGCUUAUUGGAUGUUUAGGCAGAAGCGUUUAAUGGAAGUUUUGCAAGAAAUCAAUCAACUUCAUCGCCAUCACUCAUUGGCUGGCGUGACAUUCGUCAGUUACCGUUGCUCAUACAAUUUGGCUCAUAAAAUGGCUAAAUAUUGGAAUCUUUGGUGUAUUGUUGGUGUAGUCUUUUGGGCUUUGGCUCCGUUAUGUAUGGGUUCGCAUACCUUGCCUUUACCUUGUUGGUAUCCAUUUGAUGCUCUGCUACCUUUUAUCUAUGAAUUGGUCUACAUAACACAAAUUUGGGCCCAAUUUAAUAUGGGUUUACUUUUUGGCAAUGGCUCAGCACUGUUUGUAGCCAUUAUUAUUAUAGUAUUGGGCCAAUUCGAUGUCUUAUUCUGCAGCCUAAAAAAUUUAGAUAGCCAUGCUCUUCUUAUGAGCGGACAAUCUCUUAAAGCGAUAAAAGUUUCUCAAUCAUUACAAGAUGAUAAAGACAGCGAAGUUAAUCAAUACCUUUAUUCCACUGAAUAUUUAAGUGAUUUGGAGAAUUUAUCUCAACAAGUAUUGAACAGAGGAGAUAAGUCAUUUAAGCAACGCCUGCAUGCGGCUCUAAUUGAAUGCGUGCAUUUGCACCAAUUUAUUUUGAAAGCUUGUGAUACCUUGGAAGAGUUAUUCAAUCCUUUUUGUUUAAUCAAAUCUUUACAGGUUACUUUGCAAUUGUGUUUGCUAGUGUUUGUGGGUGUAGAGGGCGAACGUUCUACAGUCAGAAUUGUUAAUUGUCUACAAUAUCUAUGCUUAACGCUUGCCGAGUUUUUCCUUUUCGCCUAUUUCGGUGAAAUGCUACGCUGUCAUAGCGUAAGAGUUGGUGAUGCUUUGUGGCGUUCGCGGUGGUGGUUGAAUGCUCAUCUAAUAAAACGCGAUGUAUUCAUAUUUUUGACUAAUAGCGAACGUACAGCAAAGAUAACUGCUGGCAAGUUGUUUGUAAUGGAUCUGGAUCGUUUACGUGCGGUGGUGACACAAGCAUUUUCAUUUCUGACAUUAUUACAAAAUAUGGCUGAGAAACGAGAAAAUGAAGUCGCAUAAAACAACGCGGCAACAUU
Molecule: messenger RNA, 1415 nt
Organism: Glossina fuscipes
Lineage: Eukaryota; Metazoa; Arthropoda; Insecta; Diptera; Glossinidae
Gene: Or85e
Product: putative odorant receptor 85e
Exons: 5
Coding region: 1-1398 (465 amino acids)
Biological process (GO): sensory perception of smell; detection of chemical stimulus involved in sensory perception of smell
Cellular component (GO): plasma membrane
Molecular function (GO): olfactory receptor activity; odorant binding
Source: RefSeq, a predicted model, not a curated record